GCAGACGAAGGAACUGGAUGGUUUUGUAUGCAGAGUGGGACGGUGCUGUUACGUUUUUUUGGGGGGGGGGGGGAACAAAAUUAGAGGAUUAUUUAGAUAAUGGUGUUUUCUACAGAACCUUGCACGGCUCCCAACUAAUUGCAGUGAUGUGAGCCGUUGACUGAUUGACUCAAAGUGUUACCCACAAUCAAGAGGUCCUUCCGUUCACCAUGGAGGAACUCGAUAGCAAUCUAAUGUCGGCACCCAAAGUGGAGCUGUUAGUUGACGUGCCCCAGCGGAUAUUGAAGGGACUUCCUCAGGAGGUGACCUUGCAGCAGUCAGCCGUGGAUGAAAGACGCCUAGGUGUGUGGGCCACGAGGUUCAUUCAGAAAGGACGAAAAUAUGGUCCAUUUUUUGGGGAAAGGAAGAAAAAAUCCCAGGUCAAAAGCAAUGUGUAUAUGUGGGAGGUUUACUUCCCCCAAUUCGGGUGGAUGUGUAUUGAUGCCACAGAUCCAAACAAGGGCAAUUGGUUGCGGUAUGUGAACUGGGCUCGCUCCUCCAAUGAGCAGAACCUCUUCCCGCUGGAGAUCAACAGGGGUAUCUACUACAAGGUCUUCAAGCCGAUCCAACCGGGGGAGGAACUGCUGGUGUGGUACAAUGGGGAAGACAACCCAGACAUUGCAGCUGCUCUAGAGGAAGAGAGAAACAACCAUCUGCACAAGAGGAGCUCUCCCAGAGGCAGGAAAGGAAGGAAGAAAUCUCGGCGGCAGAAAUUAGGAACUGAGGAAGGACUUGUGCAAGGUUAUCAGAAGCAUGAAACUUGUGUCUCACGAACCAAUUCAUCAGAGCAGAGAAUAUUAGUUCAUAGAAUCGUUACUCAGAAGGUUAUGGCUCAGCCAAAGGACCUACAGAUGUCUCUGGAGACAGAAAUGACAUCUGAAGAAAAUUCUAUUGAAAAUCUUGCAAAAAAGAAAAUUCCUAUUAAAUCUCUGAAGCAGAAACCAAAAGGAGAUCAGAAUGGAAUGCAAGACAUUGAAGAAACACACAUGUUUCCCUGCAAAAAUUGUGAGCGCAGAUUUACCACAAAGCAAGGUCUGGAACGUCACCAGCACAUCCACGUAUCAACAGAAGGAUUCACGUUCAAGUGCCGGUAUUGUGGGAAAGCCUUUGGCACCCACAUCAAUAUGAGACGCCAUGAGCGACGUCAUGAAGCUGGGCCCAAGAAAAAGCCUAUGUUAAAAGUGAACAUAUCAGGACAACACCAGAAGGGUGAUUUUGAUUUUGAUAAAACAGCAGUCGACAUCUGUCCUGAUCCUUCAAGUAGACUAGAAAACCCAACAGCUCUGAAAACGGAUUCUGAGACUUUAGCCCCAAAUCUGGACAAUUCUGCCUUAAAGAGUUCUGAACCAAAAAUCCAACAUCCUUGCAAACUGUGCAAAAAGACUUUUGGCUCUUACACAAACCUGCGGCGGCACCAGCGCCGUAUCCAUGAGCGUCACCUCUUGGCUAAGGGCAUUAAGAUGAGACGGAAGGGUUCCGCAGAAGAUCACGAUCUAACCUCUGAGCAAGCCAGGGCUGGUGGUGGGCUUCAUGUUACUAGCACAGAAACUGAAGACGAUGAUGAAGAUGAGGAGGAGGACGAAGAGACUGAUGAAUGUCAGGCAUACAUCAUGGAUGUUUCCAGUAACAUCUCUGAAAACUUGAACUACUAUAUUGAUGGGAAAAUUGAAUCAAACAGUAGUACCAGCAACUGUGAGGUGAUUGAGGUUGACACUGCUUGCACGAAUCCUUUUGGACUACCUUCUGUGCUGUAUCCUGUGACAGAUGAAUCACCACAGAAUCUUAAGACCAUGACACAAGUUUCAGUAUCCCAAUCUCUUCUGAAUGAACUGAAAGACAGUGAUUUGAAAUGUCCCAAAAGAAGGCGGACCACCAGCCCUCCGCCAUUUCCAAAGGCAAAAACUGAAGUUAGUGUCGAAACCACAUCACCAGUUGUCUCACCAUUUUGCAGUCAGUCUCUGACUGGUCAGACCAGCAGUUUGAGUGGACAUCAGGAGAAAUGUAGCUUAUCUUCCAAGCUCAAGCAACUCCUUCAGAUACAAGAAAAUAAUUCACCCAGGUCAACUUUGUUUCCAGAUGCCUCAAUUGGUCCAUCAACCUCAACAGCAGCACCAAUGGGAUUUGGUCGAUUCAAGAGGAGAACAAGUUCACCACCAAAUUCACCGCAGCAUAGUCCAGUACUAAGCAGCACAGGAAAGGACUCUGAUUUUAUACGUAUAUGGAAUGAAAAUGUACCUGGUUUGAAAGCAGCAAAAAUCGAAAGCCAGAGUAGUUCUCCUGCCUGGAGUCUCUCCAGCCGAGAUGAAAACCUCAGUCCAAUGAGUCUUGAAAUGUGUAAAAUAACAGCUUCUAAGGAAUAUGCACCAAAUCGGCCUGUGACUAAUCUCUGUACCCACCAGCCUCUGGAUCUGUCCAGUGGUUUUAAAUUGCAGUCUGAUAUAAAAACAGAAGUGGAAGGGCCUGGAAUAACCAUCUUAGAUUUGAGUUUGCAUAAGAAGUUGUGCAGUGAGAAUGAAGUCAAAGAGGAAAUGGGAGUUGCUGGUGCUCAAGUUUCAUGUAGCAGUAAAAAGAAGAAACCUACAACUUCUGUAUUAGAGAAAGUACUUAUGAAUGAGUAUAAUGGCACAAUGAAACAAGACUCUGAGGACAGUCCUCAGCCAUGUCUAGAGGUAGAGGCACCACCUAAUCCUGUCUCAACCCCACCUUUGGCUACAACCCCAACUCCAGUAACAACCCCUGCUCCUUCUCCCCCUCCUCCAGUCCUCUCUGUCCCUUCGCCCCUACCAGAGUCUGUGACCCAAGUCCUGCAGUCGAUAACUCCAGCUUUGUCACCAGUCAGCAUAAACAUUAAAGAAGAAGUUAAAGAUGAAGGCUAUCCAGAUACAGACAGCGAACGUGAAUUGAACAAUAACCACCCACCCACCAUUGAACCAGAGUCCCCCCAAGAAACGCUCAUUAAAAACUGCGCUGAAGAGCAGGAGAGUACAGAAAACUCUCAGCCCGCAGAACAAGAGGAAAAACCUGAGCCAGCUUUCACUAAAAGUUUCCAGUGCAAUGUCUGUGAAGCUCCUUUCCUUUCCAUCAAGGAUCUUGCCCAGCAUUUGUUGGUUCAUGCUGAGGAAUGGCCUUUCAAAUGUGAGUUUUGUGUGCAGCUCUUCAAAGAGUCAACUGCAUUGUCUGAGCACCGGUCUUCUUUGCACGGGGUGGGCAAGAUCUUUGUGUGCUCUGUUUGCAAGAAGGAGUUUGCAUUCCUUUGCAAUUUACAGCACCAUCAAAGUGAUCUACAUCCUGGCCAGCAGUGCUCACACAUAGAAUUAGAAAAUGGAAUACUGAGACCCCAGAACUUCACAGACCCAGGCAAGGCCACCAACUGUCUUAGCCAGUCAAUUGGAGAAAGUUCCACACCACCAUCACCACCAGCACCAGCACCGCAAGAGGGAACAGAGGAUGAUGAUGAUUCUAGUGACUUAACAGAGGAGCUGUACACUACAAUAAAGGUGAUGGCAUCUGGGAUAAAACCCAAGGGCCCUGAUGUCCGUAUGGGUCUCAAUCAACGUUACCCUAGCUUCAAGCCCCCUCCAUUUCAAUAUCAUAACCGCAAUUACGCCAGUGCGGUGUCAUCAGCUGUAAAUUUUACCACACACAACAUCCCUCAAACUUUUAGUACAGCCAUUCACUGCACAAAAUGUGGCAAAAGCUUUGACAACAUGCCUGCACUCCACAAGCACAUCCUGGCCUGCGCAUCUGCCAGUGACAAGAAACGAUACACCCCCAAAAAAAACGCAAUCCCACUGAAAAGGAAGGUCUGGAAGAAAAACGGGGCAAUCGCUGCAGAGCCAGUCAAGCAGAACACCAUCCGAAGGAUGGGCCAGCCAAAAAGGCUUAACUUUGAAAUCGAGACAAAGCCAAAAAUGACCAUGAGUAAGAUCAAAAUGAAUGAUCUGAAAAAUCGGAAGAACAAAUUGGUGCAAAAGGCAAUCUCGCAGAAGAACCGUUCAUCUGCAAAGGAGAAAGCUAUGUUAAAAAGCAGGAGCUCAGAAAGCCAUAAUUGCCCUUAUUGUGAGAAAGAAUUCACUUACUUAGGAAGUCUGAACAAACAUGUAACAUAUAGUUGUCCCAAGAAACCAGCAUCCCCUCCUGCCAAAGGGUCAAGCUCUCACUCCCCAGCCAGCAGUGAUAAGGGAGGUGGCCAGCGCAGGAGGACCGCAGAUACUGAAAUCAAGUUACAGAGUACUCCAGUUCUCUUGGGAAAAAGGAGAGGAAGGAUGUUGGGACCUUUACAAACUGAGUCUGUUUCUUCAGCCUCAAAGUUACAGCAGCGUAUGAAACCCAUGCCUUCAGUAAAAUCAAAGAAGCCCAACACAUCUCCGAUUGCUUCCAGGACUGCAAGUCCAGUAAGGUCAGCUAAAAUCUCACCAGCAGAGGGAAAGAGGUUAAAGUCAGAUCCCAGGCAGCGAUCUUCUACCACCUCUACUAUGACUUCGCCACGGCUGUACCUCCGAAUGAAGAAUAAGAAAGUUGUUUGGCAGAGGAAGACAAAUGUGGUCAAACAAAAAAGAUCUGAGAGAUACAUGGGAAAGACCAAGGAAACGCGAACAGGUGCUGUUACACGAAGCGGGGCUCCAACAGUUACUGAUAGCAAUGACAGUGAUUUGGAAGAUGAUCAGGAAAACCAGGGAUCAUCAUCAUCAGGUGUCCAGGUUUCCUCGUUGAAGAUGGUGAGGUAACAUCCUCAUUACUCCGUCUUGCCUUGACUAAGAAUUUGAACCUAGUUUGCUGUUUAACUGAUUCCAAGAAAUUGGGUCAUGCUGGAUUGAAAGACACAGAAAUUUGAUUAUCUGUCAUGCUUGCUUCAGCCAGUUCUUCCAGUGAGCUGGUGCAAAUUUCUGCAGGCAGGAUGCAUUAUAUUUAAAACAAAAAAAAAGUUUCAAUGCUGUGUCUAAGUACCAGUCUUUUGCAAACGUGCAGCCUAUGGACAAGACUGGAAGAGCAGAUAAAGAGACCAUAUUUGGCAUGCACUUUGCGAAUUGGAAUUAUUUUAUUACAAGCCAUCGGGCUACAGGCUGUGCAUGGUCACCUAAGCAACAAGUGGAAAUACAAGUCUUCAUUAAGAAGUAUGCUUUGGAAUAACAGGAACAGUUAUCACCGAACUGGCCUAAAAUUCGGUUCUGUCUGUUAUUUCUGAUAUUUUUUGGGGGGGAGGGGGGGGAUGGUAUCCACUUAAAAGAUUUAUUACUUAUACUGUUAAGGUCGAAAGAGAGAAUGUUUGUGAAAGCUGUCUCUGUGCACCCAACUCCUCCCUUGUUCUCUUUCCCACUGCAAAAUUGUUCCAAUGCCAUUUUGAAUGGUAAGUGCACCUAGAACAACAGAUUGAAUGUGUUGCACAGGACUGCUACCAAAAUGGUCUUCAGCAGGUCCCAUGCCCAGAAACACUGCUGCAGUUCUUUUCUUAUCCCUGGGCUUUAAAUGGUGAAUUUUGUUUGGCUCUAUUCUCCCACCACCUGCACUUCUUUCUCUCUUUUAUCGCUGAGAAAGUCACCUCUUCCUCUCAAGACUCUUUCAUUUUCUACUGUAAUUUUAUGGAUGAAUUUUUGACUUGAAGUGGGGGGGAGAUACUAUUUUUCACACACACCCAUUUCUGUUCUUAACUUAAAAUUGAUCUACCUCUUUAAAAUUAAAAUUUUUAAUCAACUUCUUUUGCGAAGUCCACGCCACUUUAGCUCUCCCACUUUCAAAACCAUUCCUGUUUAUGUUUCUUUUUGUGGGGACUUUGUUGAAAUAACAAAAAAAAAUUGUAUGAAGUGUUUGUAGUAAUUAAAUAACAUAGGAUAUAUUUAAAAUUAUUUAAAUUGUGUUUUCAGGCAGCAGUGUCUGAUGUUUGUGAUUCCUUCAUUGCAUUGUUAAUUUUCAAUUUUUUUUCGUUUUAUUUUAAUUUGGGCUGUGAGAAUAAAUGUGUAGACCGUUUCUGUAACCAGA
Hypanus sabinus (Atlantic stingray) is the source of this 6015-nucleotide messenger RNA. RefSeq names its product PR domain containing 2, with ZNF domain b (gene prdm2b). Bases 210 to 4766 code for a protein of 1518 amino acids. Gene Ontology annotation, cellular component: nucleus. NCBI's taxonomy places the organism in Eukaryota, Metazoa, Chordata, Chondrichthyes, Myliobatiformes, Dasyatidae. Gene Ontology annotation, molecular function: histone methyltransferase activity; DNA-binding transcription factor activity, RNA polymerase II-specific; protein binding. The record is from RefSeq and is a predicted model, not a curated record. Gene Ontology annotation, biological process: regulation of transcription by RNA polymerase II. The transcript is spliced from 9 exons.